GUCGAAUAUGGCCAGCUUAUCAACAGUACCGAUGUCCUGCGCCCCGCAGCUACGGUUAUGAACCAGCAAUAUACUUUCCAAAUCAUCUCCCAGUCAGAACCCGGGUUGAACAACAGGAGCUUUUCAGUGACGGUGGGCAAGAUUGUGGGAGGAUGUUCUGCGAUCAAUGCGCAGAUGUUUGAUCGAGGAAGUGCCGCGGAUUAUGAUGCUUGGGGCGAUGUGACGGGGAGCGAGUUCAGGGAGGCGGGAUGGACGUGGGAUGGGCUGCUGCCGUAUUUUAAGAAGAGCGUGACCUUUACGCCCCCGCCAGCAAGCGAUGUCGAGAAAUACGGGUAUACGUACGAUGUCGAGGCCGCGUACGGCGGGAACGGCAGUGUCCAAGCGAUCUACCCACCAUUCCAGUGGCCGAGCGAAAAGGUUAUGAGAACCGCCUGGGCGGAGCUGGGAGCCACGCCGCAAAAAGAAGCCGCUGGUGGGAAGGCGUACGGUGUCUUCUGGCUGCCCAGCUCGCAAGAUCCGAAAACGCAGACGCGCUCAUAUGCACGAACGGCACACUACGAUCCCGUAGCAAGCCGUGGGAAUUAUCAUCUUCUCGUAGGCCACAAGGUCACUGAACUCAUAUUGGCAGAGACGGACAACGAAGAGAGAGGAUUCGAAGCGCAGGGCGUCAAGAUCCAACCCGUCGAUGGAAAGAAUGUGACUACCGUCAGUGUCUUAAGCGAUCAGGAAGUCAUUCUGGCUGCUGGUGCUAUCCAUUCUCCGGGUAUACUACAGAGGAGCGGCAUUGGACCCAAAGACGUUUUGAGUGCUGCCAAUAUUUCCCUCAAGGUCGAACUGCCGGGUGUAGGCCAGAAUUUCCAGGAUCAUGCGACGACAAGUCUGUUCUACGAUAUGACGAGCGAUCUCCCUGGGCCGAUGGACAUGUUCAUGAACCAGACGCUCUAUCAGGAAGCUCUACGGCAAUACGAGCAGGAACAGAAAGGUCCUCUAACCCUCAGCGGUGGGAAUAGCGGCGCCUUCCUCCCGCUCUCGCUCAUCACAAACUCCUCACAAACCAUUCUCUCGGCAAUCAACUCGCAAGACCCAUCUGCCUACCGCCCCAAAGACACUCAUCCAACUGUUCUAGAAGGCUACGCAAACCAGCUCGACUCGCUUAAGAAACUACUCUCCUCCAAGGAAGCCGCCGUUUUCGAGUACCCAAUUAGUGUCGGCGCGAUGAUCGCCUUCCUCAAGCCGCUGUCCCGUGGCAGCGUCAACAUCGACCCUCUGAACCCGCUCGCCGAGCCUCUCGUCAGCUACCGUACUCUGACGCAUCCGGCCGACCUCGCGAUGUUUAUCCAAGGCAUCAAAGUCUUCCGACGUUUGUAUACUAUGCCCUCGGCGAAAACCCUUGGUCCUGUGGAGCUCUUCCCCGGGCAAAUGGUGCAGACGGACGACGACUGGGCCAAGUGGCUGAAGACGAGCAUCACGCCGAGCUUCUACCAUCCGGUCGGAACAGCGAGCUUGGGUCCGAAGAGCAAGGGAGGUGUCGUGGGGCCGGAUUUACGGGUUCACGGCGUGACGAGCUUGAGGGUUGUAGAUGCGAGUGUUAUGCCGUUGAUUCCGGGGACGCAUACGAGCUCCACUGUAUAUGCGGUUGCGGAGAAGGCGGCGGAUCUGAUUAUCAAAGACGGGCAGUGAGGGGCGGAUGAGGGGGAUAGCGAGUAAGUCGAUGAUGGAAUGAGGUAAGGACCUAGCGCGUGUGCUGUAAGCUUUUCAUGUCUG
Trematosphaeria pertusa is the source of this 1764-nucleotide messenger RNA. Its product is annotated as GMC oxidoreductase. Gene Ontology annotation, biological process: secondary metabolite biosynthetic process. The record is from RefSeq and is a predicted model, not a curated record. NCBI's taxonomy places the organism in Eukaryota, Fungi, Ascomycota, Dothideomycetes, Pleosporales, Trematosphaeriaceae. The transcript has 5 exons. Bases 58 to 1680 code for a protein of 540 amino acids. Gene Ontology annotation, molecular function: oxidoreductase activity, acting on CH-OH group of donors; flavin adenine dinucleotide binding.